AUGCAAAAGAAGGGAAUAAUUGAGGUACUGGAACAAGCAUUAGAGGUGAAUGAGGAGACCUUACCAUCUUGGUGGGUUGAGCAGAAAGCAGAGCUGGAGGGAAGGAUACAAACCUUGGAGGAUGGGAUGACUGAGAACAGGGGCUAUUUGCAGAGAAUCCUACAGUUGGUCAACCAGGCAGCUGAGGAAAAAGACUCACCUCAGUCAGAAAGGAGUCAAUCAUCAGCAGCUGAAAAGCAAAACAAAGGUGAAUGUAAGCAACCAUGUUUAGUUACGGUUCCGAGUGAGCAUGAGAAGUAUACUUUUAAACCUAAUGAACCGGGGAUAUUAGCUGCUAAACCUGUGGAGUUUACUAGUCCUCUACCUUUUAAUCCAAAAGUGCAAGAAGAAAAUAUCAUGGGUAGUUCUAGUGAGAUUAAAGUAGACAGUAAGGGUUUGUUUAGGAGUUAUGGGCCUAUUUUACCUCGACCUAAAUUGGAAUUACAUAUGUUUAAUGGCAGUAAUCCCAGAGGAUGGAAGCAUAGAGUGACUUGGCAUGAGUUUGAGGCUGAUUUGUGUCAUAGAUUUUGUGAUAGAAACUAUUCAGAUAUCAUUGAAGAAUUUAAUAAGUUAAUGCAGAAGGAUAGUGUAGAAGACUUCAUUAGUGGUCUUAAGGAGGAAUUAAAACAUAAGGUGAAGGUGUUGGAGCCUAAGAAUCUAUCUGAAGCUUAUAGGCAAGCUAAACUCUAUGAGUUAGCUAAUGAGAUUGAAGGGAAGAAGUACAAAUCUCCUAGUAAAUUUUUUUCUUACACUCUUUCAAACAGUCAACAGAACAGUGGUAAUAGGAGUUUAUUACCUAAGCCAGUUCCUCCUAAUUCCAAUCCAAAACAGAAUUUGUUGGAUUAUAGAAGAGCCAACAAUUUGUGCUUUAAAUGUGGAGAAAAAUUUGUUCUAGGGCAUCAGUGCAAAGUCAGACAGCUGAACUGUAUGGAGGAAGACGAACCUACAGAUUCUGCUGAACAGGAUUUAACAGAAGGUGAGAAUAGAGAGGUAGAAGAUCAAGCUAAAGAAGCCUUGGAAAUUUUUAUCAAUGUUAUUACAAGGAAUGUGGGACAUACUACUUUGAGGAUUCAAGGUUUUAUCAAGGGAAAACCUAUUAAUGUGCUAAUUGAUAGUGGCAUCACCCAUAGUUUUAUAACUCCUCAAUGGGCUAAGGAAGGGGUUGAAUUGGUUCAUACCCAGCCAUUAGUUAUUUCAGUAGCUAAUGGGGAUAAGCUGUUCAGUACGGCUAAGAGCAAUAAAGUGAGUUGGAAGAUGCAUGGUUAUGAUUUCCAGCAUGAUUUUAGUGUUAUCUCUGGGAGAUCCAUCACAUGUGAGAAAUUACAAAAGUUAGCAGAAAAAGACACUGAAUUAAGUGGGGAGAUUUAUUUGCUAAGUGCUGAAGUAGAAGACAGUGUAGUUCCUUUACCAUUACAAGAACUCCUAGAAGAGUUUAAAGAAGUUUUUGAAGAACCAAGGGGAAUGUCUCCUAGUAGGAAACAUGAUCAUGCAAUUGUCCUUAAACAGGGAACACAACCAGUAAACCUUAGACCUUAUAGAUUUGUUCAUCAUCAUAAGGCUGAAGUUGAGAAACAGAUUACUGAAAUGUUAUCCUCUUCUAUUAUUCAGGUUAGUAAAAGUCCUUUUGCUUCUCCAUGUUUACUUAUUAAAAAGAAAGAUGAAACUUUGAGAUUUUGUGUAGAUUAUAGGAAACUUAAUUCUGCUACAGUUAAAAAUAAGUUUCUUAUUCCUAUAGUGGAGGAUUUGUUAGAUGAAUUGAAUGAGGCUGUUUUCUUUUCAAAAAUUGAUUUGAGGUCUGGAUAUUGGCAAAUUAGAAUCAAGGAGGAAGAUAUUCCUAAAACUGCUUUUAGGACUCAUCAAGGACACUACGAGUUUAAAGUAAUGUCUUUUGGUCUUAUUAAUGCUCCAGCUACUUUUCAAGCUUUGAUGAAUGAUUUGUUUGGAGAAUAUUUAAGGAAGUUUGUUCUUGUAUUUUUUUAUGAUAUAUUGAUUUACAGUCCUAGCUUGGAAGAGCAUAAACAACACCUAAGAACUGUGUUGGAGGUUCUGUUGAAAAACAGAUUAUAUGCUAAAAGGAGUAAGUGCUUCUUUGGGCAGCAGCAAGUGGAGUAUCUAGGGCACUUAAUAUCAGCUGAUGUGGUGGUAACAGAUCCUAACAAAGUUAAAGCCAUGCAACAGUGGCCCUUGCCUAAGAAUCUGAAAGCUUUAAGAGGAUUUUUGGGAUUAACUGGAUACUACAGGAUAUUCAUAAGAGGAUAUGGGGAACUGAAUUUUUUUUUGGAAACUGAUGCUAGUUCUAAAGGGAUUGGAGCUGUUAUUUCUCAAGCAGGGAGACCUAUAACCUAUUUGAGUAAAGCUUUGGGUCCUAAGCAUGCAGAUCUUUCAAUUUAUGAGAAUGAGUAUUUGGCCAUUUUGAUGUAUAGGAAGGGUAAGUCUAACAGAGCUGCAGAUGCACUCUCUAGACAGCAACUGGAUUCUGGUGAAUUUGUUCAAAUGGGAGUUACUGUUAUAACUCCUACUUGGGUACAGGAUAUUGAAAAGAGUUAUGAAGAUGAUGUUAUAGCCCAUGAAAAAAUUCCUAUUCUGGUUAUUAAGCCAGAUGACCUACAGGACUGA
Molecule: messenger RNA, 2655 nt
Organism: Hibiscus syriacus
Lineage: Eukaryota; Viridiplantae; Streptophyta; Magnoliopsida; Malvales; Malvaceae
Exons: 6
Coding region: 1-2655 (884 amino acids)
Source: RefSeq, a predicted model, not a curated record